AUGCAGAGGAAGCUCCGGCAAGUACGCACUGCUCUGAAAGAGCAAAGCUGCGUCAGCUACGCCAAGAUCGCUUCAGCGACAGGGUUUUCCGAUGUCAAUCUCAUCCUCAUCAAAGCAACACCACCGGAUGACUUCCCUCUCCGUGACAAAUACAUAAACGAGCUCUCGAAAAUCUUCUCCUUCUCUCCUUCUUCCUUCCACUCCUUCUCCCUCAGCUUCACUCGUCGUUUCGCCGCCACGCGCAGCUGGCGUGUCGCCCUCAAGUGCCUCCUCCUACUUCACCGUUUGCUCCUGUCAGUCCCCGCCGACAGCCCCUUCGGGUAUGAAAUCCUCUGGUCACGUUCUAACGGUUUGCUUUCUCUCUACUCUUGUCGUUUUCGAGACGAUUCGUCUUCGUGUUCUGCGGCGGAGUGUACUGUUUUUGUCAGAUCCUACGCUCUGCUUCUUGACGAAGCCCUAGAUUGUGUUUUCUUGGAUGGCAAGAAAUUAUUCCAUGAAGAACAAGAAGGUGAAGGCGAAGAAGAAGAAGAAAGUGAUGGGACUGAUAAAUUCAAAGCGAAGAUGAAAGAGAUUGGUGACACACUUGAGAUGUUACCACAGCUUCAGAGCAUUAUGGACAGAGUGAUGGGCUGUGUUCCCAUGGAAAAAUUAACAACACAAAGCUCCAUCGUUCGAUCGGCCAUGAAACAGAUAAUUCGAGACAGCUUUGCCUACUACACACAGUUCAGGAGAGAAAUCGCAGUGGUUUUGGAUAAUCUUCUUCAAAUGCCCUACAUGAAUUGCUUGGCUGCUUUUGCCAUAUACAAGAAAGCUUCUGUACAAACAAGCCAACUUUCUCAGUUCUAUGAUUGGUGUAAGUUUAAGGGAUUGUGCGGUUUCUAUGAGUACCCUGUGGUUGAUAGAAUCCCACUUAUACAAAUUCAAGCUCUGGAAACUUUCCUCAAAGGCAUGUGGGAGCUAACCGAGUCGUCAUCGUCACCGUCGUCAUCGCUGACAACGCCUAGCUCUCCGCCCUCCUCAUCGUCGGCGGGUUCUCCCUCCCGAGGAGAUCAAAAGCUGGUAGCGAGAAGAGAUGGUGGUGGUGAUGUCGUCGUGAAAGGUCAUAAUAACAAUAAGCUUGAUGAUGAUAAAGAGGAGAAGCCAUUGAUUGAUCUUGAAAACGAUGCUAUAAAAGAGAAGGAUGAUGACAGCUGGGAGGCAUUGUUGGAAUCUUCUAUUAUUAGUUUUUCUCAUGAUCAGUGUGACUUUUGCUUCUGGGGGGGUUCUAAUAAUAUUUGA
This is a messenger RNA of Prosopis cineraria, 1278 nucleotides long. Its product is annotated as clathrin coat assembly protein AP180-like. Gene Ontology annotation, molecular function: phosphatidylinositol-4,5-bisphosphate binding; SNARE binding; 1-phosphatidylinositol binding. Gene Ontology annotation, cellular component: clathrin-coated pit; clathrin-coated vesicle. The coding region runs from base 1 to 1278 and encodes 425 amino acids. The record is from RefSeq and is a predicted model, not a curated record. Lineage: Eukaryota; Viridiplantae; Streptophyta; Magnoliopsida; Fabales; Fabaceae. The transcript has a single exon. Gene Ontology annotation, biological process: clathrin coat assembly; clathrin-dependent endocytosis; vesicle budding from membrane.